UUCUUUGGACAACUAUUUCGCGACUGGAAUCUUACACCACCAACUUGGCGAUUGCGUGUGAUUUAGCAAUUAUAUUACGAACAUGGAAAUCUACCACUUCAGUAUUAGACUUGUGGUUUGAAGACAGUAGUAUUUAGAAUCAACAGUAUUAUCGGCUUCCAGAGUGUUAGAGAUAUUAUGGUUAAAAUCCGCACUGGACUAAGUGUGACGACAAAAAUGAGAAUUCGUGAACAGUUGGCGCGAGAAAUUUGCGAUCCGAAAUCGUGUUUAAGUCAGAACAUCAUCAUCAGGGAGAUGGUUUUGCUCCAAAAGGAACACAUGCGUAAGCUGAACGGGUAUUCCAGUUUGGACUUCUUUAUUAUGCCUAUAUCUGAAAAAUCUCGACUUAAUCAUCCUUUGAAUGCCAAAAAACCAACUCCAGUGACACCGAAUCCGUGGGUAACGGGUGGUCCUCCCGGUGGUAAGGACGCCGUAUUGGUGUUCCGAACUAGUGCUCUGUCCCCAGUGAAUUCCAGCGCCGAUGUGUCCGAAAGCGGUAAUACAUCCUCGGGGGUAUCCGUUGCGUCCGACGAUACUACAACUAUAGCAGCUGCCUCGAGUUCAACGGUAAACUCGACCAAAGAUCCUACCGGAAACCCUAGUAAUAAGUUAGCCAACCACUCGAAAGUACUCGCAUCACUGCCUAAAAAUUUCAAUGUUCAACGAAAAUCCACUAGUAUUAGUAGCGCCACUAGCAAUGACGACGAGGAAGAAGAUGGAGAAGACGAUGAAGAUGAGGACGAUGACGACGAUGAAGAUGACGAAGAAGCAGAGGGAGAAGCAGAAGGCGAUGAAGAUGAUGACAAUGAUGAAACGGCCACUUCGCAGGACGAAGCCGGUCCGUCCGUUCCGACGGGUAGCGACAACAAACCGAAAAAGCGCCAGUUGGAAUCGUCUUCUUCCUCAAGCUCGCUGAGCAAUGCUUCGGUCACCGGUCGGGAAGGUGAUGAGAUCGAGCCGGAUAUGCCUACGUCUAAGUCGGAACCGUUGCUGGCAGUGGUAGACAAAAAGUUGACCCGAAAGAGUCAGGAAAACAAAGAAAAUCAAAGCGUGAUCAAAACCGAGAUGCCUGCGGCACAGUUGAAUAUAUUUUACAAAUUCAUCAAUACGGAAACGCGACUGCUUCGGAAGAUACUGAAUGCCCACGGUAUGGGAGAGAGUGGUUCCGAUAGUAAUGAUUUUAACCUGUUGUGGACGGGUAUUCAUCUGAAGCCAGACAUCUUGAGGAAUUUGGCACCGUAUCAAAGAGUUAAUCACUUUCCAAGAUCGUACGAGUUAACUCGUAAGGACCGGCUCUACAAAAAUAUCGAACGGAUGCAACAUUUACGGGGAUACAAGCAUUUCGACAUUGUCCCGCAAUCGUUCUUGCUGCCGCAGGACUACAAAGAGCUUAUCGCCGCCCACAACAAGUGUCGGGGUCCGUGGAUCGUUAAACCAGUAGCUUCCAGUCGGGGUCGGGGCAUCUUCAUAGUGAACUCGCCGGAUCAGAUUGCUUCGUACGAGCAAGUGGUGGUCGCCAAAUAUAUCACAGAUCCGCUCUGCAUCGAUGGACACAAGUGCGACAUACGAUUGUAUGUAGCCGUAACAUCUUUUGAUCCGUUGAUCAUCUAUCUCUACGAAGAAGGCUUGGUUCGAUUGGCUACGGUUAAGUACGAUCGUGGUGCAGAAAAUCUUUGGAAUCCUUGUAUGCAUCUGUGCAACUACAGCAUCAACAAGUACCAUACGGAUUACAUCAAAUCGAGCAAUGCUGGCGAUGAAGAUGUAGGACACAAGUGGACAUUGAGUGCCCUGUUAAGGCAUCUGCGAAGUCAAGGGUGCAAUACGGAGCAGCUGAUGUUGAACAUCGAGGAUCUUAUUAUUAAGGCAAUCUUUUCCUGCACGCAACCAAUCGUUUCGGCCUGUCGGAUGUUUGUGCCGCAUAUCGGAAACUGUUUCGAACUAUAUGGGUUCGAUAUAUUGAUAGAUGACACGCUGAAACCGUGGUUAUUGGAAAUUAAUCUGUCGCCUUCGCUUGGCUGUGAUACUCCUUUAGAUACGAAAGUAAAGGCAUGUUUGCUAACUGAUUUACUCACCAUGGUAGGUAUACCAGCGAUUAGUCCGCUGCAGAAAGCGUGUUACGAUAGUAAAGGGCAGAAGAUUAGAAAUCUUUCGACGCCCUAUCGCCGGGUAAAUUCGGCGGAUUUUGUCCAUAGCACUGGGACAGGUGCUAAGAAGGAUAGUUCCAAUCAGGGGGAUUCAGGCAAGAAGCUUCUAACGACCCUCAGCGCCCUGACGGCGGAGGAACUGAAAAUAGUUCGUUUCGCGCGUUCACAAUACGAACGACGGGGUGGAUUCGUUAGAAUAUUCCCUACCAGCGACAGUAUGACGAGAUACGCGGCUUUUAUGGACCCGGUCACUGGUAUUCCUACAUCCGCUGUUACGUCAUCCGGUAGUGGUUCAUAUCUGAUGAUUAUCCCACACAACUACAAUCAAAUGUUGCAUUCCCAACUAUUCCCCCAGGGUAGUGAUUUAGAGAACCGAAUAGUGCAUCGCAUUCAAAAAUACGAACGAGCACUAGAGAGCACCCUACCGAUAACAAUUGGUCCGAAGCAUACGGCUCCAAAAUGCGUCGAUGAAGCUAAACGGUUGAGAAUGCAGAUAAGGAAAUUGAUCGAAAACGGCCAUGAGUUAAGUAUUCUUCAAGCAAGGCGUGCUUUUGGAUUAUAUCUAGAGUACAUCCUCAAGCGACUUUCAUCGGAACCGAAGCAUAGCCAUGAAGAAUUGGUUAUGAAGUUUUUAUAUCGAGUGGGAGCGCACAUGAAAACUCCGUUCUUUUUCCGAAACUUCGGCAAUAAAGCUCUAGGGAAAGAUCGAGGGGCGAUGGUUGCUAAGCAGUUGGGAGAUUAUCUACAUUUGUACAAUAAGGAAACAGAAGCAUUUGUCGAUACGUUUGAUAUGGUCGGUAUGGUUCCCAUCAAACUGUUCGACGAUUUCCUUAUUCAAGCAAGCGAAGUGGAUGUAGAAUCGGUGCUCACUCUGCACACAAACCUCACCCAAACGAUGCCAUUCCUGUACAGCGGAUGUUCCUCAAGUAUUCCACCGGCUCCACCCAUCCCAGUAGGAGCACAUGGUUUUCUCAAAGCACUGCCCUGCAUGGCUCCAGGAGGAGCCAACAAGGAACUGAUCCGACUGGACCCGUAUUACAAGAGCAACAGCGAGGCACGAAGCAGCCGAACUGGACUGACUACGGCCGCCGGACGGGCUGAACUGCGGAACGACAGAAGCAUGCGGUUGUCACCGAUGAAGAAGAAACCACCAGUUGGCAAUAUGGUUAAAUCUUCGCGGGAGAGAGAUCAACGGUCAAACUGGCUUUACUAGAAUGAUCUCGCUGAAAAAAAAAUGAAGGAAAUGCAUGCGGCCAUUCAGAUGUGUUCCAAAUUAACUGGUGUUAAAAAUUUAUGUUUGUUAUUAUUUUAGUUCUUUAUAGGUAUAGUGCUAAAGGUGCUUACUUUGGCACUUUUAUGUAAAAUUUACUAUGAUGUGUAAAACUAUGUGUUUUGUUCUCGUUUGUCUUUGAGUGACACAAUGCAAUGGUCACAUUUAGUUCCAGGCAACAGAUGAAAAAAAAAACAUAACAUUCUGUGUCUGAGCUUUCCCUUUCUUGGCUUCUUUAGCAAUGUUGAGAUAAUUUCAAGCAGUUGCCCAGCAUUCAAAUAUUUUAUAACGGAAUUUUUAACUCGAUCCAAUCAUGCGUUACGGCCUAGUUUUUUUUUCUAUUUCUGAUGAAUUUUAGCGACAGAAAGAUUAUCGAAUAAAUGACAAAAUAGCUGGACUGUAUAGUUCCUGGCUUAGUUGGUUGAAAUUUGUGAUUUUAAGACAUUCGUGAAACAAAACAUGGAGGCGCAUUUCAUCCAAAUUUGGAUUAAUUUUCCAAAUAAUCCAAAUUGAUUAAUCAACAUAAAAAAUGAGUCAUUGUACAUUUUUUGUAGAAAUUUGUUUAAACAUCGCAGUUUUUGGCUCUUUAUUUAUGGGGUUGUUGUACACCGACCUUAAACAAAAUAUCAAGUUAUUAGUUACGUUACAGUUUUCAAGAAAGAAUAACAACUGAGGAUAUUUACAUUGACAUACACAACAAGGAGAAGAAUCCAACAAUAUAACAAUCGUCACAAUAUACCCAUUAUAUCGCGCAAAUUUACAUACGUAUUCUAAAUAAAAUUUGCAGAGCACAUAAUGGAGAAAUUGAUAUUACACCAUCUAUACCUACCACUGUAGGCCAAAGAUUUGGUUUUAAAGAAAAAAGUUAGUUAAUCUUAGAAGCAAGGCAUGGGAAAGUAUAUUGUUAAAACGAAUGUAUGAAAUCGAAUCUAGUCACAUAUUGGUGAUGUUGUAUGCAAUAAAAAACAAUCGCGCUAAAACAGUUCGUUUAUUCUAGACUUCAUCUGUCAGCAUAAUGGUUAUUUAUUCAGCAGUACCUACACACUUUUCGUUUCGUUUAACUGUGAAAACCUGCCGAUAAAUCCAUAGUAAAAUAUCCUCAUACAAACGAGGACAAGUGGUAAAUUUGAAAAUUUAAAACCAUCAACAAAGUUUAUGUAAGCAACUUUUAAAAUAUCAAAUCCGAAGAUAUAUAUUUUUGAUAGUAGCAGUUGCAAAUUUCUUGAAACAAAAACUUUAACAUUAAUCGUAAAUAUUUACCAAAUUUGCAUGGUUCGAAACAGCUUACAUACAAAACUCUAAAAAAAACAAACAGGAAAACUAACUUUUCCCUCGACGGUUGAAAACAUUUUAAGCACAAAACCAUUCAAACUAAAAGCUUUGUAGAUUCACUUAAGACAGCAAAUGGAAAAGUUUACAAAAAAAUAGAAAUUGCACAAAGAAGUUAAUCCGACAGCCGGCACAAAUAUAGAAACUCAAACCGUUCAAUACGCAUUACUGCCUUCGUCCAUACAGUCGUUGAAAUGUUCUAAAAAAGUAGCAACAUAUUUUAUAGAUUGCUUUUCAAUCGUCAAACAAAGCUUGCUGUAAGCAAUACACAUGCGUAAGAAAAAAAAAAUGCAAAUCAAACUGUUUCGCAGCUAGAUUUUAAAUCUUAGUUCCGAAAGUCGACUUAUAGCAAUCAGAGUUUUACCAAACAACAACAGCCUAAAAAUCAUAGAUUUAAUAACUCGAAAUUAAAUUAUUGUUUCCUCUUCUAUUGCUAUCCUUCUACGCUUGUUGGUUGUAUACCGAUCCAUGACACUAACCUACCAUAGGUUACCGUGCUUUGCUAUGCUUAUCAAAUCAACAGAUUCAUCAUCUUCCGGAUUGAGAUUACUUAAUAAACUUGCUUGAUACUCACUCACUCACACGGUGCAAACGUGGAUUUUGAAUUGCACGCAAAGAGAUUCCACGGCUUCACACAAAGUACUUUGUGUGCUACUUAUUAUCUGGUAAAUAUUCGAUUUCAAGUGUAAAUCAAUUUCAAUAAAAAUUACUAAUCAGAA
Molecule: messenger RNA, 5501 nt
Organism: Aedes albopictus (Asian tiger mosquito)
Lineage: Eukaryota; Metazoa; Arthropoda; Insecta; Diptera; Culicidae
Gene: TTLL5
Product: tubulin polyglutamylase TTLL5
Exons: 5
Coding region: 178-3396 (1072 amino acids)
Biological process (GO): microtubule cytoskeleton organization; protein polyglutamylation
Cellular component (GO): cilium
Molecular function (GO): tubulin binding; tubulin-glutamic acid ligase activity
Source: RefSeq, a predicted model, not a curated record